UCUCGUCAGUUCCAGCAGCAAUGUGCAAAAUCGAGCAAGGCCUGUACUUGCUCUUAUCUGGUAAUUUUUAAUAUCAAAAUGCCUGGUUAUGCCUGGUCACAAUAUACAUCCAUCUGCUGGCAGCCUACCAGCAAUCUCCCGACUGGCCAUGACUUCUUGCAACACCAUCACGGACUAUGGACAUCGAAUCUCGAAUUGAAGAAAUGUGCAAAGCACUAUCAUCAGCGUCCAUUUGGCUGGAGGGACUUUUCUCAGGGAAGAAACGGAACCACCCAGAUCACCAACCAGCCGACGAUCCACCACCAUCACCACCACCAUCACCGCCACCGCCACCAUCCCAGCUGCCACGCGAGACCUCCUUUCGCUUGCUUGGGUCGUGUGUCUUGGAGUUUUGGCUUGGUCUCUUCACUCCACCCCGCUCCCCACGGGCUUGGAUGGAGAAGGUAUAUUGUUGUGCAUCUCUCCUUUCGCACAGCCAUCUUUAACGAUCCGUCCUUGACAGUCUAGAAUUUCUUCCCGUCUCUAUACCUUACAGAUCCUUUUUCACUUCUUAAAACAUCCGCAUCGCAUCAAACUUGGCCCGGAUAAUCCUCGUGGCUUCAUCUCCAGCACCUCCAACAAGCCCCUAAGCCACGCAUUUACACCAACCGCACAACACCUCCUAAUCCAGCACCCACCCCGCUCUCACCUGAAAACCCGAACCCAAGAUAUGUCAUGUGGCGCUCCUCUCGAUGAAACCUCUCUCCCUCGGUGAUUCCCAGGGAAAAAGCAAGCACUAGCCCCCUACCACCACCGGGCCGAGAAAGUGUCCGAGAUCGAAUCCUUCCGCUGCAAGUUUGCAAGUUGCAACCCCCUUUUCA
Hyaloscypha bicolor E is the source of this 860-nucleotide messenger RNA. RefSeq lists its product as uncharacterized. The record is from RefSeq and is a predicted model, not a curated record. The transcript has a single exon. Lineage: Eukaryota; Fungi; Ascomycota; Leotiomycetes; Helotiales; Hyaloscyphaceae. The coding region runs from base 79 to 507 and encodes 142 amino acids.